AUGUCGGUGGCUUUUGCAGCUCACAGACAGCGGGGAAAGGGUGAUAUAACGCCCGCAGGAAUACAAAAGCUCCUAGACGAGAACAACCAGCUAAUUCAGUGCAUAAUGGAUUUCCAGAGCAAAGGAAAAACGGCAGAAUGUUCACAGUAUCAACAGAUGCUCCACAGGAAUUUAGUCUAUCUGGCUACGAUAGCAGACUCCAAUCAGAACAUGCAGUCUCUCCUGCCUGCUCCACCCACACAGAACAUGCCCAUGGGACCAGGAGGUAUGAAUCAGAGCGGCCCCCCCCAGCCCCCCCACGGCCACAACAUUCCCUCCGAGGGGAUGGGCAGCGGCCCCCCCGCCCCUCACAUGCAGAACCAGAUGAACGGACAGAUGCCCGGACCUAACCACAUGGCCAUGCAAGGGCCCGGACCCAACCAGCCCCCGAACAUGCAAGGUAGUGGCAUGAACAUGCCCCCCAGCAGCCACGGGUCCAUGGGGGGCUACAACCACGCGGUGCCCUCCUCCCAGGGCAUGCCGGCGCAGGGCCAGAUGAACAUGACUCAGGGGCAGCCAAUGGGCAGCUACGGCCCGCGGCCCAACAUGAACAUGCAGCCCAACCAAGCUCCCAUGAUGCACCAGCAGCCACCCUCUCAGCAGUACAACAUGCCCCCAGGAGGGGGCCAGCACUACCAGGGCCAGCAGAACCCCAUGGGCAUGAUGGGACAGGUCAACCAAGGGAACCAUGUAAUGGGGCAGAGGCCCAUGCCUCCCUACAGACCACCACAGCAAGGACCCCCUCAGCAGUACCCAGGCCAAGAGGACUACUAUGGGGAACAGUACAGUCACGGAGGACAAGGAGCACCAGAAGGUCAUAAUGAUUACGGUUUUCAACAACCCUCGUAUGCUGAACAAGGCUACGAUAGGCCUUAUGAGGAUUCCUCACAACAUUACUACGAAGGAGGUAACGCCCAGUACAGCCAGCAGCAGGAGGCCUACCAGCAGGGGGCGCCGCAGCAACAGGGCUACCCACCCCAGCAGCAGCAAUACCCAGGACAGCAGGGCUACCCAGGCCAGCAGCAGGGAUACGGUCCCUCCCAAGGAGGCCCAGGGCAGUAUCCUAACUACCCCCAGGGGCAGGGGCAGCAGUAUGCUGGCUACAGGCCGCCUCAGCCCGGGCCUCCACAGGCCCAGCAGCAGCGGCCCUACAGCUACGAUCAGGCCCUCAUGAGGAAAUAAGGACCGGUUAUUUGAACCCCUGACUAGAUCUGUAAGACAUGAAGGGUCAGUAUGGGAAUUACCAGCAGUGAGGUACAAAAGUUCCAUUCCAUGUGCAAGGUCUCCAAACAACCAUUGUCUGCCCUCAGGACUGGAAUUAUUCCAGUAAUGAGACUCUCUAAUUUACCCUUUUCUGUUCCAUUCUGCAUAAUGGCUGCUGCUGAUCUUUCUUUUUUUUCGACCAGUUAAUUAAGAGAUGGCUGGGUGUUUUAUUUUUUCCUCUCUCUGCAUAUAUCAAGGCCUCCACUUUCUAAAUUCAGGUUAUGUCUGAGGUUGCUGUUCAGGUAUAGUGACAGAGCAGCUACAUAGAGUGUCAGUUGGUUGUCGUGGUCACCCCAGUGAGGUUAGCCAGAGUGGUAAGCCCAUUCUUAGUCUCACUUAAAAAGUGCUGAGGAAGAAGAUAUGGUUUUACUUACAUCAUCUAAGUCCCACCACUUCUGAUCUCUACAAGUAUCCAUUUGUUUUGGACUCACUCUAAUAGCAAUGAUGCCUUAAACGUACAACCACAAAAACAGAAUAUCUGAAGACAUGUCCCAAAGACAGAACUGCCUUACUUCCUCACAUUUCAGAUUGUGAAAUAUGGCAUCAUUUUGGUUUUUGUUCUUUGACAUCAGGAGACAGUGACUUGUCACUAACUAACCAUAGUGCAAUGUUUUUUGGUUUGUUUUUAUAAAGCAAUAAUGAACGAGGGAGAAGAAAGUGAGGUCUCUUGUCAUUACACAUCAUAUUAUGUAAGAUGGUCAUUUAUAUAAAGGUCAGAAUAUUACCUG
Messenger RNA from Megalops cyprinoides (Indo-Pacific tarpon), 2030 nucleotides. RefSeq names its product protein SSXT-like. NCBI's taxonomy places the organism in Eukaryota, Metazoa, Chordata, Actinopteri, Elopiformes, Megalopidae. Gene Ontology annotation, biological process: positive regulation of transcription by RNA polymerase II. The transcript is spliced from 12 exons. The record is from RefSeq and is a predicted model, not a curated record. Gene Ontology annotation, cellular component: nucleus. Gene Ontology annotation, molecular function: transcription coactivator activity. The coding region runs from base 1 to 1221 and encodes 406 amino acids.